CGCAGGAGAGCGGGGCAGAAGCCGAAUGGUGGAGCCGAAGAUGGCGGAUGGCGACAGCGGGAGUGAGCGCGGCGGCAGCAGCGGGGGAGGAGGCGGAGGGGGCGGCUUCCAGCACUUCCAGCGGGACCAGGAGACCCAGGAGCUGGCGUCCAAGCGGCUCGACAUCCAGAACAAGCGCUUCUACCUGGACGUCAAGCAGAACAGCAAGGGGCGGUUCAUCAAGAUCGCCGAGGUCGGGGCCGGGGGCUCCAAGAGCCGCUUGACCCUCUCGCUGUCCGUGGCGGCGGAGUUCCGAGACUACCUCGGGGAUUUCAUCGAGCACUACGCCCAGCUGGGGCCUAGCAGCCCGGAGCAGAUCGCCCAGGCCACCGUGGGGGAGGACGGCGGACCCAGGCGGGCUCUCAAGAGCGAGUUUCUGGUCCGGGAGAACCGCAAAUACUACCUGGACUUGAAGGAGAACCAGCGGGGGAGGUUCCUCCGCAUCCGGCAGACCGUCAACCGCGGACCGGGCUUCGGAGUGGGCGGCCCGGUGGGCGGCAUGCUGGCCGGCCAGACCAUCGCCCUCCCCGCGCAGGGCUUGAUAGAGUUCCGAGACGCCCUGGCCAAGCUCAUAGACGACUACGGCGGGGACGACGAGGAGCUGAGCGGGGGCCCCGCGGCCGGGGGCUACGGGGAGCUCCCGGAGGGGACCUCCAUCAUGGUGGACUCCAAGCGCUUCUUCUUCGACGUGGGCUCCAACAAAUACGGCGUGUUCCUGCGCGUGAGCGAGGUGAAGCCCAGCUACCGGAACUCUAUCACCAUCCCCUUCAAGGCCUGGGGCAAGUUCGGCGGCGCGUUCUGCAGAUACGCCGAGGAGAUGAAGGAGAUCCAGGAGCGGCAGCGGGAUAAGAUGUACGAGCGGCGGGACGAGUCCGAGGGGGACGACGUGGACGACGACUGACCGGAGACCGGAGGCGCCGCUCCGCACGCGCGUCCGCACCGAGGCAAGAAAAACAAGACGAAAAAACGAAAAGAAGAAGAAACAGAUGUUUAGUCCGAGUUACACGACAGAUCUGCAAUAUAGGGGUAUUUUGCAAAAGAAAAAAAAGAGUGCAUGACAAAUCGUGCUGUUAUAGCCUACUAAAGUAUCGUGGCGUUAAAAAAAGUACAUGUGCAGGGAAAUAUUGGUGUUUUAUCCUUAAAGGGGUUUGAGGGUUGGAGUGAUUGUGUGAAUCUAUGAAAGUGAGAAGAAAAAAAGAGUGCUUUAUUGUGAGAAAUAAUAAUAAGAGGAGGAGGACAGAGAGAAGCUACUAAAACCAGCAGAUUUGGUUUUUAUAACUAGAAGUGAAGCCGACGAGGGCUUUUGUUUCCCUAUUUGUAGUCUAUAUUUUAAAAAUUUAAAGGAAAAAAAAAGAACAGAUUGAGGACCUGUUUGAGAGCAUCCAUCCUGGUUCCUGGUCCAGGUCACUCUCUCUCUCCUCCAACUGUGUGUGGAUUUUUUUUUUCUUUUUUGUGGGAUUCUUGCAAGUGAAUCAGAGGAACCUGGAGAGGAAUGUACAGAUGGGAGAGGGGAAGCUCGCCGUUUUUUUGUGGAUGUUUGUGCAUUAAGAUAAGUCAUCAGCAGCAGAUGGAGAGCUGUCAAAGCGACCAGCAGCUGCAGCAUCUGCAGAUUACCCAAAAUGCCAUGAGGAGGAUUAACCAUAAAGCCCGACAACAAGAGGGCCUCGUGGACUAAAUUAAAAGCUUUGACUCCAGUAGUCAGUUACGGCGUGGAUCAGCUGGGUUUUAUGUUAUACAUACAAAGAAAUCGUCGUUUCCGGUCAGAUUCACUCAGCGAGGAGGAGGAGCGGCGGCGGCGGCAUGUGCUCCUCACACCAGAGCAUCCCUGGUGUCGGAGAGGACGGUGCAGAUCAUCUCAUCACAGGACGGAGGGUCCGGACGGGAGAGGCCGGCCUCCGCCUCCUCUUCCUCGCCCUCCUCGUCCUCUCCCGCCGGGGCCGGACAUCUUCCGCCACACGCGAAGAAACCCUGGACAGAAACGCAAUGAUGGAUGUUUUCUUUUGCUUUUCUUUAUUUUUUAUUAAAAUUAUUUCUUUUCAGAAGA
Molecule: messenger RNA, 2083 nt
Organism: Salarias fasciatus (jewelled blenny)
Lineage: Eukaryota; Metazoa; Chordata; Actinopteri; Blenniiformes; Blenniidae
Gene: purbb
Product: purine-rich element binding protein Bb
Exons: 1
Coding region: 26-940 (304 amino acids)
Biological process (GO): regulation of transcription by RNA polymerase II
Cellular component (GO): nucleus
Molecular function (GO): DNA-binding transcription factor activity, RNA polymerase II-specific; purine-rich negative regulatory element binding; RNA polymerase II transcription regulatory region sequence-specific DNA binding
Source: RefSeq, a predicted model, not a curated record